ACCCUAAUUGGGCUUCUUCGACAUAGCCCACCCAAAACCAGAACAAAACCCUAGCUACAUAUAACCUCUGUCAUAGCGGCCACCAUCUUAAGCGAACCAGAGAAGAUCCGAAGAAGUAGAGCUCUUGUGCUCUCCGAAGACGAACGCCAUGCCUUCACACAAAUCAUUCAUGAUCAAGAAGAAGCUCGCAAAGAAGAUGAGGCAGAACAGGCCCAUUCCUCACUGGAUUCGCAUGAGGACUGACAACACGAUCAGGUACAAUGCAAAGCGCAGGCAUUGGCGUAGAACCAAGCUUGGAUUUUGAGGUGCUAUUUUGUUUAAUUCAAUCAAGAUUUUUGUUCUUGUUUUUCAAUAUUUAGCUUAAAGUGGAUUUGAGUUUAAUGUUUUUAAUUUCUUGGAAUUUGAAGAUGUUUUUGAUUUGACCUUGUUUAUCAUGUAUCUUAAAUGAUGUUAGGCCAUUUGUUGUUUUGAUCUAAACUUGCUGUUUUUGAUAAUCAAAGGAAAAUCUUUGCAGAGA
This is a messenger RNA of Lactuca sativa (garden lettuce), 517 nucleotides long. Its product is annotated as large ribosomal subunit protein eL39z/eL39x. Gene Ontology annotation, biological process: translation. NCBI's taxonomy places the organism in Eukaryota, Viridiplantae, Streptophyta, Magnoliopsida, Asterales, Asteraceae. The record is from RefSeq and is a predicted model, not a curated record. Gene Ontology annotation, cellular component: ribosome; cytosolic large ribosomal subunit. Gene Ontology annotation, molecular function: structural constituent of ribosome.